Messenger RNA from Capsella rubella, 1080 nucleotides. Its product is annotated as GDSL esterase/lipase At2g30310. Lineage: Eukaryota; Viridiplantae; Streptophyta; Magnoliopsida; Brassicales; Brassicaceae. The record is from RefSeq and is a predicted model, not a curated record. Gene Ontology annotation, molecular function: hydrolase activity, acting on ester bonds. The coding region runs from base 1 to 1080 and encodes 359 amino acids. The transcript has 3 exons.
AUGUCUACAUCCAAAACUGUAGUGUUUGGUCUCUAUGUUGCAACACUUCUCGUGUCUUGCAAUGCGGCUGGAAAUGCCACAACGCAGCCGCUUUUCCCAGCGAUUCUGAUCUUCGGCGACUCAACCGCAGACACAGGCAACAACAACUACCAUUUACAAGCCGUCUUCAAGGCUAAGCAUCUCCCUUACGGUGUUGAUUCCCCUGGCCAUGAAGCUAGCGGAAGAUUCUCUAACGGGAAACUAAUCUCUGACGUCAUUGCCUCCAAACUUAACAUCAAAGAGUUUGUUCCUCCCUUUCUACAACCGAACAUCUCCGACCAAGACAUUGUCACCGGUGUCUGUUUCGCAUCAGCGGGUGCGGGAUACGAUGACAGGACCUCGCUAUCGAGCAAGGCUAUCCCGGUCUCUCAACAGCCAAGAAUGUUCAAGAAUUACAUUGCUCGUCUCAAAGGUAUCGUAGGAGACAAGAAAGCAAUGGAGAUCAUUAACAACGCCUUAGUGGUCAUAAGCGCAGGGCCUAACGAUUUCAUCUUGAACUUUUAUGAUAUCCCCACGAGGCGUCUCGAGUAUCCUACUAUCUAUGGUUACCAAGAGUUUGUCCUCAAGAGGCUUGACGGUUUUGUCCGGGAGCUUUAUAGUUUAGGUUGCCGUAACAUUGUGGUUGGAGGGUUGCCGCCAAUGGGAUGCUUACCGAUCCAAAUGACCGCGAAUACGAGAAAUAUUUUGAGAUUAUGUGUCGAACAAGAGAACAAAGACUCCGUUCUGUACAAUCAGAAACUAGUAAAGAAACUACCUGAGAUUGAAGCGUCUUUACCCGGAAGCAAGUUCCUUUACGCCAACGUAUACGACCCUGUGAUGGACAUGAUCCAAAACCCUAGCAAAUAUGGAUUCAAGGAGACGAAGAAAGGAUGUUGCGGAACAGGAUACAUGGAGACGACCUUCAUGUGCAAUCCCCUUACAAAGACUUGUCCGAAUCACUCCGAUCACUUGUUUUGGGACUCAAUUCAUCCCUCGGAAGCUGCUUACAACUACCUUGGCAACUUUGUGGAUACUCAGAUACGAGGGUGGCUUAAGGCUUAA